This is a messenger RNA of Guyanagaster necrorhizus, 759 nucleotides long. RefSeq lists its product as uncharacterized. Gene Ontology annotation, cellular component: mitochondrion. Bases 5 to 271 code for a protein of 88 amino acids. Lineage: Eukaryota; Fungi; Basidiomycota; Agaricomycetes; Agaricales; Physalacriaceae. The record is from RefSeq and is a predicted model, not a curated record. The transcript is spliced from 4 exons. Gene Ontology annotation, biological process: respiratory electron transport chain.
GGUUAUGUCAAAUCGUCUACGUGCCCUCGCGCUGUACAAGGAACUGCAGAGGCUAGGAAAAGAUUAUCCAGAUCCCUCAUACGAUUUCAAAGGCAGAGUUCGGAAGAUGUUCGAGAAAAACCGAAACCUGACUGACGAUGCAGAGAUCGAGAAGGCCAUUAAAUUUGGUGAAUACAUUAAGGAAGAAACCCUCGCUUUAUACUCCCUCAGAAAGUAUAGGCAUCUCAAGCGAAUGUAUCCAGACCCGAUACCCGGUCCUAGCAAUGAAUGAGCCCCCCCCCACCCCUAUGGCCUGAUACUAUUUGCUGCAAAAGAUGUGGACUUGGAUAUUAUAUCCUAUUAUUGUGUCUCGGUACUUUAGAAGACAGGUCAAGUUUAUAAUAGGUACUUGCUGCUUCCAAUGCACAACUCAGCCGCGUUACCGAACACUUCAAUUCCCUGGCUAUACGGGGUCUCGAUUCAAACAACCUUUCUUCGAAGGCUGCUAUGCCGCAGUUCUACACAUCCACGCUGCUCAUGAUAAACGUUCGUUAUCAUGAUGUCAGCAGCAACUCCCAUGGCCCUGGCACUAUCAGCUACAUUUACUACGUUGCAUCGUCUCCUGAUUCCCGAUACUACACUGCUAAAUUUACUUACCAGCUGCGCGCUAACACUUGGUGUCUGAUGAUAUCUACUUUGGACUAGGGACUUUGUCACAUCAACAAAUCUAACUGACAGUGAUUGCGUCUACAGCCCUCGCACUCUCUUUGAAUCAAACAC